AUGUUCCGAGAGAAUAUUCCUAAUUUUGAUGCAACGUUGACUCCCAUUACUAAAUCAAUGAACAAUAUCAAAGUUUUACUCGAAGAUAUCACGAAUACCCGGAAAAAACUAGUGGAUCCAUGCGAAGAAACUUGUACUAGUUGUUCUAUAGAUGAAUUGUACAAAUUCCUCGGAAUUGAGGUUACACCCGUUACAAACCAGAUGGAAUCUUGUGCACAAUCUUCGGAAAAGUCAAACACUACCGACAAGGAAGAAGUUAAAAACAAAGAUGAACUCUCUAAAAACGUUGAAAAGGAAAUUCGAAUCGUUGCACAAAUAUCUGAGCAAGAAUUCAAGACGAUUCCAAAAUAUCAACUGGGACGGUUGACAUUGGAUAACUUGAAUGAAAUUGUUGGGAAAAUGGAUGAGUUUUUGACAAAAAAGAACAAUAUUCUCUCAAAAACAAAUAGGCAAUUGACGAGAAUCGACAGAGAGAUGUUGGACAGUUGGAGAGAAUUGGAAAUCAAAGCAAAAGGACGUCUCCCAACGACACUAUUCUUCAUCGAAAAUGAUAUUCGCCCAUUGUUGCAAGAACGUCUGCGGCCAUCAUUUGCUAAAGCCAUUCCAUGUCUCCGACAUAUUCGCCGAGUUCGAGAAGAACGAUGUGGUCCACUCACUUUUUACUAUUCAUAG
Messenger RNA from Caenorhabditis remanei, 672 nucleotides. RefSeq lists its product as uncharacterized. Gene Ontology annotation, molecular function: microtubule binding. The transcript has 3 exons. Gene Ontology annotation, biological process: mitotic cell cycle; regulation of microtubule polymerization or depolymerization; cell division. Gene Ontology annotation, cellular component: mitotic spindle; outer kinetochore; spindle microtubule. The coding region runs from base 1 to 672 and encodes 223 amino acids. The record is from RefSeq and is a predicted model, not a curated record. NCBI's taxonomy places the organism in Eukaryota, Metazoa, Nematoda, Chromadorea, Rhabditida, Rhabditidae.